GUUGAUUCAGUCGCGUUGAGCGGUUCGUUUCGCAGCUCGGAAUUCGACUCGAAUUUCCCUUGUUGAAAUUAUUGUGUGUUGUGCAUACUCUUGGACAAUAUUUGAGUGUUCUGUCAGGUGUGCUGAAACAUUUCUGGCUUUUCAUGCUGGAAAAUUACAGUGUUAAUUAGACAUUAGGAGGGAAGAAAAAGACUUACAGAAAUCGAGGGGAGCAAGAAAAUCAAUUCCACUUGCUUGUGAAGCCACAAAAUUUGAACUCUUUCCAUAAGAAGUGAAUGGGAAUGAAGAAUAAGGGAUUACUACCAUCGAGGAAAGUCUACAACAGUAUUCUCCAUUUUUAUUGUGUAUCGAUAAAAAUCUGCGCAGAAUUGGGAUCGAGAAAUCACAAAGUGGCACCAAAAGAUCCAUCGAAGAAAAGUGUUAAAUAGGUGAACAUGCUGAAGUGCGGUGAGGAAUUCACCUGUGGAUGUUGAAUCAAGUGCAGUCAAGCUGAGUGAAGAAUCCCGCGGGAUCGCGCAAUUAAGAGUGUUGAGCAAGGCGUGGAGCUUCCUGGUACAAUAAAAGGCAGCUCGCCAUCGAGUUUUCCAUCUCACCAACUCACCGUUAAGUGGGAUGUUGUCUUCUCCUCUGGACUAUAAAAUUAAAAUAGGCACCUUCAGCCAGUCUAAGUGCCCUUUUCACAGAAUAACAUUACACCUCAGCGGCAAAUUGAGAGUGUGGUUUUGAUUUUUUACAGUGUCAAUUAGCGACACGAAGUAGACUGAUUAUCUGAAGUGUGGUGAAUUGGUUCGUACGGCAAUAUAAAGAGACUUGUUGGAUUGUGUGAUGGGGAAAAAGUGAAUCUCUGCUGGGGAAAAGAGGCCGAAAAAACAAGUAGAUUUUCUCUUCUGUGACUUACUAGAACAGCCAAGUGAGCGGAGGGGAGAGAAUAGUGUAUUAAUUUUCAUCGCAGAGUGUACAAGUCGCGCGCCAAAAAACGGUACCACCCAUUAAAAUACCAUCAUAAUCGACAAUCCAGCGUGGAUAGUAUAUGCAUUUGUCGUCUCACCGAUAAAACACAAUUACGCGACAGUGACCCAAUUUGCCGGUGUGCCUCGAGAGAAGAGUACGCGUUUUCCGUCCUAUGCGGAGUGCUAAUCAACACGGGGCGUGUUACACAGUUAGCUCGGCAGCACACAUUUAUUCAUCAGAUGCUCAUAGCUGAAGACCUGAACGGGCAAAUUCCCGCUUCGAUCCACCAGAGAGACGGCAUACAAAGCAGUGGCAGCAGUUAGGCCACGGACGUGAAGGCAUCUGCAAGUAUCACAAAUAUUUCACAACAUAUUCACUUGGCACUGUUGGUAGAUGACCAAGGAGAAAAUUGGGCUAUCUGAAUAGUAGGAUCGGAACAAUUGACGGAGACAAUUGGGCGCAUUGUGGAGAGAGUUUUGAAAGCACUCAAGCAUUCCGAUGUUGCUCUUUGAGGAGAAUCAAGCACAGACUAUCGGAAGUGGUACGAUGACGUCGAAUGCAAAUCACGAAGAUCGCGACGAGGUGGACUUUGUGCGGACAUAUGGCAGUGGUGAGAAGAAGACGACAACUGAUGUGAUACAUCACAGAAGCCUCCCACAAUUGCUGAAAGAGAUCACAGCCAAGGAUGAUGGGGAGAAGAGGAAAAUCAAGUCUCCACUAGAGAGACUGCCCAUCUUCAAGAGUCACGCGAAGAAGGGCACACAAUCCUGCGUCAAGGAUAGACCAAAGCAAAAGAACGGCACUUCGAUUGCCGCUCGCCUCCUGGGCAACACAUACAACACAGCCACGGCGACGACGAAGAAGCGAUCGUCGCUGAAGCGAUCACAGCCCGUGUCCAGGACCACCAACACCGAGCGCUUCCACAAGUGUGUCGACGUUGGGGGCUUCGAGGAGGACACGUACAGCAGCAUCGCGGGUCAUGCGGACCGUGACAUCAGCGCCAGGGCGCUGCGAUCGCUCACGAAGGGUCUGGGCAAGUUGCUGCGGCGGCGCACGGACAGCGUGAACAUCAGCACGCCAGAUCCCGAGUACAAAGUCUCCUACCUCGGCAACGUGCUCACCGGCUGGGCGAAAGGAGAAGGUUGCGUGGAGAAGCCCAUGUCGACGCUGUGGCGAAACUACGUGCAGCACUACAAGCCGGAGGUGGUGAUGAGGAUCAAGGUGUCCUCCUCGGGCCUGAAGGCCACCACGAAGCAGCACGGACUGACGGAGUACUGGAGUCACAGGAUCACGCACUGCUGCGCACCUGAGAACUUCCCGAAAGUCUUCUGCUGGAUCUAUCGUCACGAGGGCAGGAAGCUGAAGCACGAACUCCGCUGCCAUGCCGUGCUGUGCUCCAAAGAAUCCAUCGCCAGAGAUAUUUCUGUCACACUACAGAAUAACCUAUUCAAGGCCCUGAAGGAGUUUCGGCAGGACAAGAUUGCACGCCAAAAUGCCCGUCUCAGUUUGGCCAAUUCUGUGUACGACAAUCCCACGAUUCCGCGGCGGAAGAUGAUGCUGAGUGUGGGCGGAAAUAACUACCGGCCGCCGCUGGAGAGAUCCAAGUCUGCGCCGAAGUUGAUGGCCAUCGAGGAGGACAUUGACGAGGAGGAGAACGACAAUCAGACUGCCGCGGUGGAGGCGAGACCGUGCUGUCGCGAGGACUCGCUGUAUCCGGCGAUGACGCUGGGCAGGAGGCGGUGUCGCCGCGGACACUCAAUCCGACGCACUGGGCGCCGCGGCAUGAGCAUCAAGGCGCCCAUUCUGGAGGAGAACAACAACGACUGCACGGAGGAGGAGCUGAAUGGGAAGAUGGUGGAUGAGGCGAAGGUGGGAUUAGAUACCAAAAAUAGCUUUAAGUCACCCAAUGUGGGCAGCGACGAGGACUUUGACAAUCUGCUGGGCAGUGAGCCAUUGAUUGGAGAACUGAUGUCACUGUUUGAGAUGAAAUUGCGCCCACCGCCAAAGACACUCAGCCUGUCGGAUCUCCUGGACGCGGAGGAAGUGAAGGCGUCCAUUUCGCCAGUGCCGAUGAACAGGAGUCUGGAUGCGCUGGACAAGUAUUCAGACUCGGAGGAUGAGACGAGCUUCUUCAGUCAAAACGACAUUCUGGCAAUGUUGAGGAAGGAGUCAGUGAGCACGAGAUGCUCCAGUCAGAGUCACAAGCUCACGCCUGUGGCCGCUGGGGAGCCCGAUGAGCCGCAUCGCGGCGACAAGGCAUCUCCGCAGAGAUCACUGGAAUCUCCGCCAGCGAUGCUGCGACUGCCCGUGGGACUGAUGCAGCUGGACAGCGAUGAGGGCAGCAUCUCGAGUGGCUGCGAGACUGCGAGCACAGUCACGGCCAACACGGAUGAAAGUUCGAAGAAUGCGUCUCAGGAGGAGGACGUGGUGAUCCUCGAGCCUGUGGGUGAGAAGAACUCCUCCGCGUAUCGGCGCAGUGUCUCAUUCCCACCGGACAUGAAGUCCCUAGAUGCGAUCGACUCUGAUUCGGAAUUCAGCGAUGAAUCCGGCUUCAGUGACUUCCAGGAGAACUCCCUCAAGACCCGCAACAAGGCCAUCAUGGCCUAGGUUACCAUCUGUGAGGAGUUCGCAAUGAGCGUAGCGCGAGCGAUCAUCUCUGAGUUGCAUCGUAGAUGAAAUUUUUAAUGUAAUUGAAUUUGUAUUAUUGAUGUGAUAGUCUUAACAGUGGGGCUGACGACUCGCAAGGACGAGGUGAAAGAGAGAGAGAGAACCCUCUGUUAACGCUGUUAUCAUAAUAAUUGCAUGGGUAAUGUUUCCUGAUAUUCUUGUUAGACUGCUGCACGUUGUUAGUAAAAAAAAAAGUAUAGCAAACUUAUGUACCGUAGAUGUAUAAUGUUGAAUUGACCUUUUGGUGUUGUAGCUCAAGCGAAGAGGUGAAAUGUAUGCGGAUCACGGAGGGGAUCGAGACCAAAUAAUACACUGAAAAUAACUCAAAUUUCAAGCUAAUAUCAUGUAAGAUUGUUAUUAAAGAAAAUUGUUUUGGAGGAAAUUACACAACUUAAGUGAAUAAAUAGUUGUAUAUGAUAUAUAAUAUUGUACCUUCAACAAAGUGGAAUCUUGUAUUCAUACAAUAAAUUUUAUGUACCUAUGAUA
Phlebotomus argentipes is the source of this 4104-nucleotide messenger RNA. RefSeq lists its product as uncharacterized. The transcript is spliced from 4 exons. Lineage: Eukaryota; Metazoa; Arthropoda; Insecta; Diptera; Psychodidae. Bases 1450 to 3558 code for a protein of 702 amino acids. The record is from RefSeq and is a predicted model, not a curated record.